CCUGCUGCACUUAAUUGCGUUAUCUUUGACAUUGCAAAGCGUUACAUAACACCACUUCUUGGGCAACUUUAACUCGAAUAUACAUUGGAAGGCCGAUGGACAUUAGUCCACUGCCAAUCGCUUUCUCUUCAUACAUUGCAAACACUGAUGAGCUGUUCUAAAAUCAAUAAUUAGUCGAAAUUAUAAUCGCACAACGUGACAGCCAUACAGAGUGUCCAGUUGUGUUUCAAUACCUCUUGAACGAAAGAAUUGUGUACGGCUUCUUCCUUAUAGAGCAUUGUUAGUGAUGUAAGAUGGGCGCUAUUUUUAAGAUCGUCUUCUUUCUAACUCUAUUUUCCUCUGCCCUGGCCCAACUGGGAAUCAUACGUGAUCUGGUGGAAUUCAACGUGGCUGGUCAUCCUGUCCUCCACAAAGAUCAAAAGUGGGAAUUUGAUCCAGAAGUAGGGAAAAGGCGAUCCAGGCAAUAUCAAGAAAUCAACGGAAUUCUUGGAGAGAAGGCAAUAGAAAGGCUAGGGUUAGGUAUAGAUGGGUACGAUAGGGAGAGACUAGAGGACCAGCAGAGGCGAGAUGAGGGUCAUCUAGGAGGGGUGGACUAUUUAACCCCGUGAGAAAGGAUUACUGUAUCAUGUUUGAAAUAAAUUAUUUGUUCUUUUU
Messenger RNA from Leptinotarsa decemlineata (Colorado potato beetle), 654 nucleotides. RefSeq lists its product as uncharacterized. Lineage: Eukaryota; Metazoa; Arthropoda; Insecta; Coleoptera; Chrysomelidae. The record is from RefSeq and is a predicted model, not a curated record.